AUGCGGUUGUCCGGAUCCUCUCUGGGUAGGUGGUUUCUGUUGACAUUCCCUUCAUUUUUCAGUCUUGGAAUUUGUAGGAAGAACAGUCCAACCAAAGAGGAAUUGGAGAGUGCUAGUUUUAAGAUGUGGUUCGUCGGCCAUGGAUUCAGUGAUGCGAAUCUUGCUUCUCAGAGAAACGCAACGCCUGAUACAGAAAUUAUUACGAGGGUGACGGGGCCUGACGUUGGGUAUCUCGCAACUUCGAUCAUUCUGGUUCAGUGUGCGUUGAUCACUUUGGAACGACGGGGAGAUCUUCCGAAAGGCGGCAUCUUAACUCCUGGAAUCGUUUUUGGGCCCACUCAUCUUCAAGAUCGACUACAGGAGAAUGGUGUUUCCUUUGAUUUGAUUUCAAAGACUCAGCUCUAUACUUGA
Molecule: messenger RNA, 411 nt
Organism: Lactuca saligna
Lineage: Eukaryota; Viridiplantae; Streptophyta; Magnoliopsida; Asterales; Asteraceae
Source: the annotation of a GenBank genome assembly